Messenger RNA from Mastomys coucha (southern multimammate mouse), 10728 nucleotides. It is a transcript of the gene Ubxn7, whose product is annotated as UBX domain protein 7. Gene Ontology annotation, biological process: proteasome-mediated ubiquitin-dependent protein catabolic process. The transcript has 12 exons. The record is from RefSeq and is a predicted model, not a curated record. Bases 408 to 1778 code for a protein of 456 amino acids. NCBI's taxonomy places the organism in Eukaryota, Metazoa, Chordata, Mammalia, Rodentia, Muridae. Gene Ontology annotation, molecular function: ubiquitin binding. Gene Ontology annotation, cellular component: nucleus.
GGGCAGAAAGAACAUGAGUCACAGUGUGGGAGAGGGGCUGUCUCUAGGAUAUGGCAAGGCUGCUACACUGGAGAACUCAUGGCAGCUAAGGUUACCCAACCAAGACCAAGCCGGCCAGAGCAGUCCAGGAGGCUGUGUUAAUUGGUCUCAAUGGAGUUGAGGUGGGAGGGAGGGGGCAGGUGAAAGUGGGAGGGGACAUGCAAGAGAGUGUCCAGGGGAAAAGGAGUUGGAGGUGAAUACAAUCAAGAUACCUGGUAAACAUAUAUGAAACCAUCAAAGUUUCUGAAGAUUCUUUCGGAUACUGGGAUUCAAGGCGGUAUCUAGGAGGCUAUCUUCGGAAUUCAGAGACGGCACCAAAUGUUUCAAGGAAAAGCUUACCAGGUGCAAGUGAAAGUGUAGGAAAACAUAUGCUUGAAGCUUGUAACAACAACCUGGAGAUGGCCGUCACUAUGUUUUUGGAUGGAGGAGGAAUUGCUGAGGAGCCUAGUACCAGUUCAGCAAGUGUCUCUACUGUCAGACCACAUACAGAAGAAGAAGUUCGUGCUCCAAUUCCUCAAAAGCAAGAAAUAUUGGUGGAGCCAGAGCCUUUGUUUGGUGCUCCUAAAAGGCGAAGGCCAGCACGUUCAAUAUUUGAUGGUUUCCGAGAUUUUCAAACUGAAACUAUUAGGCAGGAACAGGAAUUAAGAAAUGGAGGAGCAAUCGAUAAGAAGCUGACCACCCUUGCAGAUCUGUUCCGGCCCCCGAUCGACUUGAUGCACAAGGGCAGCUUUGAAACAGCCAAAGAGUGUGGCCAGAUGCAGAAUAAGUGGCUGAUGAUAAACAUUCAAAAUGUACAAGACUUUGCCUGCCAGUGCCUCAACCGUGAUGUAUGGAGCAAUGAAGCUGUGAAGAAUAUUAUCCGGGAACAUUUCAUUUUCUGGCAGGUUUAUCAUGACAGCGAGGAAGGUCAGAGAUACAUACAGUUUUAUAAGCUAGGGGAUUUCCCCUAUGUUUCCAUCUUAGAUCCACGGACAGGUCAGAAGCUAGUAGAGUGGCACCAAUUGGAUGUAUCUUCUUUCUUGGACCAAGUAACAGGGUUUCUGGGUGAACAUGGGCAACUGGAUGGGCUUUCUAGCAGCCCCCCCAAAAAAUGUGCCCGAUCAGAGAGCCUCAUAGACGCCAGUGAAGACAGCCAACUGGAAGCUGCCAUCAGAGCCUCCUUGCAGGAGACACAUUUCGACUCAGAACAGGCAAAACAGGAUAGCCGCUCAGAUGAAGAAUCUGAAUCAGAACUUUUUUCUGGCAGUGAGGAAUUCAUAUCGGUUUGUGGCUCUGAUGAAGAAGAGGAGGUAGAGAAUCUUGCUAAGUCCAGAAAGUCUCCUCAUAAAGAUUUGGGGCAUAGAAAAGAGGAGAACAGAAGGCCACUGACAGAGCCCCCAGCCAGAACUGAGCCUGGCACAGCCACAAACCAUCAAGGAUUGCCAGCCAUGGAUUCUGAGGUCUUGGAGAUGUCACCUGAAAAGUCAGAUGGAAUAGUGGAGGGGAUAGAUGUAAAUGGACCAAAAGCACAGCUGAUGCUGCGGUACCCAGAUGGAAAAAGGGAACAGAUCACUCUUCCAGAGCAAGCCAAAUUACUGGCUUUGGUGAAGCAUGUCCAGUCUAAAGGAUAUCCAAAUGAACGUUUUGAACUCCUCACCAACUUCCCUCGGAGGAAACUCUCUCAUCUGGACUAUGACAUUACCUUACAAGAGGCUGGCCUCUGUCCUCAAGAGACUGUCUUUGUACAGGAAAGAAAUUAACACCAUAGCCUGACCUCUCUCAGCUUACCCCUUUUUCUCUUUUCCUGUGAGAUACCAUGUCACUAAGUAUGCAUUUUGGCUCAUAGGACUAACUAUAGAGCCAAAGCUGGCCAAGCAAGUCACCUGCCUUUUCUUUAUCUCCUCUGUCACUUGUAAAUCAGUCUCCUUCCCCUUACCUCUGUCUUCUGUCACUUGUAAAUCAGUCUCCUUCCCCUUACCUCUCUUUUUUCUUCUUCCUUUUUUCUCACUUUGUUCCUUCUUACCAGAUGUGGUGACCAAAUGGAAGUAAGAAUAACAUCUUUCCUAGUACUGGCAGCACGAGGUGUGUGUUCUAAUAAGUGAUGUCUUGCAUGACACCUUUUGGGGACCUAGUGAUGUUACUACUUCUAGACUCUGUUGACAAAGAAUGGCUAGAAUCAGAAUUAAAAACAGCCCCCAUUUUUGAUAGGAAAAAGAAAUUCUUUUAACAUGCACUUUGUUCAUCAUGUAGGAAGAUGUCAUAAUGAAAUAUCCAGGCUUUUGUUUAUGUGGGAAAAGCAUCCUUUAUACAGUUAGUCAUCAUAUUUAAGAUUUCCCUCAAGGAUUCCCAUCUUCUAGUUACAAGCCAUUUCCAUGAUGUGUAUUAUUGGCAGAAUCAGCGCUCAGUGUAUUGUGUGUAGCACAGGGUGGCUUUCAAUGUCCUAGCCUGAGACAGUUUCCUUUAUUAUUACUCUGUCAAUUAUAUUCCUCUUUCCAGUCCUAGGAUGAAACUUUAGUAAGCAUUUGGUCUGGGCUAGUAAGGUGCUUGCUGUUUUUGCCUGCACAGCAAAUUAGUUCCUUUGGCUCCAUUGUCUGAGUCUAAUGUAUUCUGUAGGAAGGCAGGUGUUCAAUAAUCAUGUAGUGCAAUGGCUUUGUAAUUGUAACCACUGUGGUUAUUGAUUGUCCUAUGUGCUUAAGGCAUACUUAAGUAUGUCCCAGUGUUGGGUGGGGUGGGGGUGGGGACAAAAGCCUGCAGCUGAGAGUUGCUAAAUGAUAUUCUUUUGGUUAGAAAUACUGAUCGUUUUUUACCCCCAAUUGGAAUAAUAUUUAAAAUGCUUUGGUAACAAAUUGUCCUUAAUUCCUCAGUUAAUUCCUGCAGUUUUGUUUUAGAAAAUAUCAAAACUGAAACUCUCUGAGAGGAAGACCUUCAAACUCGGUUCAUACGACAGCAGUUAGUAAGAGAGAUCACUAGUAAUCAUCAGAUGUGAGGUUUUUUUUCUGCCAACAAAAGUCACAUUCAAAUUGUAUUUGGUGAAAGCUUUUUUCAGUAUUAUUUAGAAGAGGCCACCUGAGUCUAUCUAAUACUAUUCAUAAGCUUCAUUAUAUGCUCAAUUCUUUCCUUGAGCUUUAAGUAGAGUUCUCUAGCAAGGCAGGUUGUGAUUUGGUGGGAAAACCAAAACUUCUUAUAAAACCAUUUCUAUAGAAUGACCUAUCUUGUAAGUUGAAGAUUUUGAGUGAUUCUUGAACCUGUACACAAUCUAAAUUGUGAUUACUCAGAAACCUUUGGAUUCCUGUGUACUUGCAGAUCUCUCUCUCUUGGCAACUAGGGGAUUAAAAGAUGAGCUAAAGAGAUGUGGUGUGUUACUAGUAUACAAUUAUAGAACAUGGUUGUUAAUGCUUGGAUUUUGAGGGACCUCCCUAAAGAAUGGGUUAUAUUUCUCCACAAGGAAAUCAUGGGAAAUUUUGUUAUUUUUCAGUGAGUCCUUUUGAAUUAAUGUUCUUACAUUUUUUCCUAAGUCUGUGUAAGUGCUUAUGUAUAAGUAUAUAAUUGUAUAAAUAUUUAUAAAUAUAUUUAUAUAAUUACAGUUUCAUUUAUACCUUGAGUCAAAGUUCUCUCUUUUGAUUGGUGACGGAAUAAUACCACUUUGGUGUUUUUCAUAGUGCUUGAGGCUUAACCAACAGUUUGGAUUUAUUUAGCAAGCAUGUUAAUUCCUCAGUUGUAUCUGAACUUGAAUAAAAACUGGCUGUCUGAGGAAUAGACUUCUCAGAGGCUUAAAAAAAACUAGUAGUCAAGGUCAGCAGUCUCAUGCUUCGGGAGCCACAGGGUAAAAGUGAGAGAGUACCCAGCUUUGUUAAGCUGGCACCAUCUCCUCUGCUGGCACAGGCCUAGCUAAAGCCCUAGUCCAUCAGAAAUAUGAAGUCAAAAAUUUUGCCUUCGAGGACUCUGCUGCACCCUCUUUUCUGCUAGGUCAGGUUCUCUUUAUCCAGUAAAGCCUACCUUGAGAACCUGAGGCAGGAUGUUGUAUACAGUUCUUUUCUUAUGUGUUUAGCACUGGCAAAUCCAUUUAUAGGAAACCAAAGUAAGAUGACCAAGUAUAUAUGUGAGUUAAGAGAACACAGCAUUGUGCAUCUAUCAAGCUUAGUCUGGAUGUUCAGCUGUAGGGGGCUUUAUUUAAUGUUGACAAGGAGUAUGAUUAUCAAGGUUGGCCCAUGGGAGGAAGGGUUAUGGAUUAUACAUGAGAGAAAUAAGUGGGGAUAUUGCCUUGCUUAAGAAUUUAAUCUGCAUAAGGAGUUUGCCUUAGUUCCUCUGCAAGUUAUUUUGCUUUCAAGGGAGAGCUUUCAUUGGACAGUCAGAUCAGGUCUGUGGGGUUAGUUAAAUGUAGUGAUUCCCUGUAUGUAGUAGAAACAGCUCAAAAGGUGAUUUUAAGUAAGGAGGAAAGGGACAAGAUAGACUUGAGUGACUUGUAGGGAAGUGAAAGGGGUGCUGUGUGGACUUGACAGGAGAACAGUGCCGGGGGAAGGGAGCAGCUAGCAUGUGUGGUGUGUACUCCGUGUGCAUUUCCUCCUUCAGUCUUCAUGCAGUCCCUACACAGUAUAUAUGUCCUCUACUCCUUUAUAAAUGCGGAAGAAAACUAGAAAUCAUACAGUGUGUUCAAUAUGUCGUUACUAGUAAGGGCCAAAUUAAAAUUAGAGCCCAGAGUCUGCCCUUUGCCUUCUGUGGUGUGUUGUCCUAUGUCAGUUGGAGUCCAUUUACUCUAAGGUCAUUUUACUCUUAUUUGGAUUUAUAAAUUAAGGGUCUUUGUUUAUUUAAAGGUGGAAGUAGUAUUUGGGGUCAAGAUGAUGGGACUUGCACUACCCUAUAAAAAUCUUAGUUAUGCCGUUUUAAAGAGAAGAUGCAGUUACUUUUUCUGGUAGAUUAUCUACGAUAGAUUAUUAAACAACUCUUUGUUUUUAUACUAUGUUUUAUCUUUUUGGUUUUUCUCUGUGUAGCCCUGGCUGUCCUGGAACUUACUUUGUAGACCAGGCUGGCCUCGAACUCAGAAAUCUGCCUGCCUCUGCUUCCCAAGUGCUGGGAUUAAAUGUGCCACCACUGCCCGGCACCAUGUUUUAUCUUCUAUUCAUAUGUACUGUAUUAGUGCCCUAUUGAGUCUGUAAUCAAAAGUUGGAAAUAUUUUGAAAGCUAAGAUCUGGUUUGAUUGUUUUAGUUAGGGAGUCAUCUUAUGUACAUGAAUAACAACUAGAAGGUGAACUUUCUCUCUUUCAGGAUUAAUCUGUUAUUACAAUAGGAACUUAGGAGAAAGGGGUAGUGUAAGUUUAGUUAGGGGUGUCUUCGCAGAGAAGAAAGACAGAUAUGGCAAGCACUGUAGCUCACUCUUUGGCUCCACCUUUUGUAAAUACUAGAUUUGAAGCAUGAAGUUUAUCAGUAAGGCAAGUCCUUUGCCCAGGUACUAAAGGAUUUUGAGCUCCAGUACUAAAAAACCCUUUAAUUAGCAAGGAUCUCACUUGAACACUUAAGAAAAAUAUCAAAGGGCUCCUGAAAAGUGAAGGCAAGAUUCCUCUCCCUGGGUACAAUGCAUGGUGUUUGGUACUAAGAUGAAGAGCCUGCCUGGUGAGGUCAGUGCCCUACUAUAGGGAACAGCUUUUCUUCCUCUGAAUCUUGGAUUUAGUUUUUGAAAAACAGAAUUGGACUAGAUUAGUAGUUCUUUGUCUUUUCAAGUCAGAGGACUUUGAGUGUUUGAGGGAAUGGUAGAGUCAACUACUAACAGUGAACUUCAUGGAGGAAGUGUGCACUUGGAGUCACAGCCCCACGAAGAGCUUAUGUCCGCCCCAAAGUUUUAAGCAUCUAGUUAUUUUAGAGCAUCCUCAGACUAAUUAAAUGUAUAAAAACUAUACUUGUUAAUCAGUUCCUUUGGGGUUUUUUCCCUAUAUUCAAGUAUCUUCUGCCCAAUCUUUUACAGACCUCAUUGUGAUGACUGAGCUCCCUCAGUACAAUAGUUACAGACCUAGUGAUCUUUAAACAGCUAAUUAUUUAUUUUUUAAAACUUAAUACUGUAAGCCUAAUGAAUUUAAAAAUGACUUAAAUGUAAUGAAUGCAGAACAGAUAAUGUCUCCAAUGCUGGAGCUGUAUUUGUGUGCUUCAAGCUAAGGACCGGCAGUUACAAAGCUGAAUUUUGUGAGUUGUGAAGUUCAGACUUGGUUUGUGCAGAUGUGACCUUUUCAAGAUGUCCAUCAAGCUGAUAUUUAAAAAUAGUUCUUCUUCCAUGGAGUGGAUCUUUGUCUCACCUUUUAGAGAUCUUUCAUUUAUUUACUUGAUAGUAAGUUACAGAGUACAAAAUUAUGAGUAAUGCCUUGUGUAAAACUAAAACUUGAAAUGUAAUGAGGGUAGGAAGAGCUAGCCCUGGGAGGGCUCACACUUCUCCAGCAGCUUAAGCCUUAAUGAGUAGGCUGCUUCUAGGCAACUUUGCUACUACCCGAGUUACUCCCCAGUCCCUGAACAGACACACCUAAAGGCCCUGUGAGCAGGGAGCAAAGUCCAGCGUCAGUGGUUUGCCUUACUUAACAUUUCUGUUCCUUACUGUGAAACUUAGAGUACCUAGUCCACAUUAGAGUGGGGCAAGAAUGUUCUUCAGAACUCAAAAUAACCAAAGAGUACCAUUCUAAUAUAUUGAUUUCUCGUAUAAGACAGAGAUUUAAAUGUUUCAGUGAUGAUUAUUUGGAUUUUAGACUCACCUUUGUGUCAGCUCUGGUAAUGAGACCACUUAGAAUCAAAGGUAUUUGGGUUGUUUAUCAUGACUUUGGUCAGUUUCUGUUUUGUUUUGUUUUUAGAGACAGGGCUUCUUAAUGUAAUAGCCCUGGCUGUCCUGGACUCACUUUGUGGACCAGGCAGGCUGAUCUCGAACUCUAGAGAUCUGCCUGCCAAGUGCUGUGACUAAAGAUGUGCGCUACCACACCUGGCUGGUUCGUUUCCUUAUUAAGGAACUCAGGUGUCCAGAUUAUUGGAUAUGAUGAAACCCUGAAGUAGAACAUCAGUUUAAUCCUUUAGUCCAUUUGGGGUGAGGGUGUCUUUUUUUUUUUUUAUUUUUCAAAUGUUCUUACAUAGUUCAGGCUAACCUCUCCUCUUCCUCUUCUUCUUCUUCCUCCUCCUCUUCUUCCUCUUCCUCCUCUUUUUUUUUCCCUUUGAGACAAGUUUUACUUAUGUAGUCCUGGUUGUCCUAGAUCAGGCUGGCCUCUUAAGUGACUGUGUAGUUAGCUGGACAUGACCUUGAACCUCUGUGUCCUUCUUGGGUUAAAGUGAGCCACAUGCCUGUCCCUUCUUCAUUUUUACUUAAUUCCUCCAAAAUUGGUCAUGAUAUUUAAUACACUUAGCUAUGUUUUUAAAGUUAUAUUUCUAAGCCUUAAUGUAUAUUUCCCACUUUUUAUAAAUUAAUAUAGAAGAGAAUAUUUUGAGGCAAACAUCGUUUUUACAACUCAUUUCUUCCCUAAGGAGUACUCUUGUUCCAAAUAGGAGAAUGGCUGGCCCUGUGAUAAACCUCCCAGGGGUAGUUGGUUUGGUUUUGGUUGAUUGGUUACAGGUUUUUGGUUGCCCUAACUAAAUCUCACCAUUUUCAUAAACAUUUUGUUUUUUAAAAACACAGCUCCUGAACCAGUACUUAGUUAAAGCACACUCAGCAGCGCAGACUGGCCUGGCACUCACUAGCCCCUAGGUUGGCCUUGAGCUCUCCUGGGAUUAGAAGGGCAAACCUGAUUAACUUGAUUUAACCUGAUUAAGUUUGACUUAUGUGUUUAAGAUGGCCUGUGUGCCAUAUAAUCCCAAAAUAAACUUGGGUAAUCCAUAUAAAUUACUUUAUUAAGCAUAAUGAAGAAGUUAUUAAAGUUUGCUUGUGGGGCUGGAGAGAUAGCUUUUAGCUUAGUAGUUAAGAGCACUUGUUCUUGCAGAAGUCCUAGGUUUGACUCUCAGCAACCACAUAGCAGCCCACAACUGUCGAUAACUCUAGUUCCAAGCAGUGCAACUCUUCUGAGUCUGGGGCCACCGGGCACACACAAAAGAAGGAAGCUGAGGCAGGAAGAUUGCUAGUUCCAUGUCAACCUGAAGUUACAUACCAAGACCUUAACUCAGAAUCCUCUUUUCCUCUCCCUUUUUGAAUACACCUGUGGUUUCUUGUGCCAUAUGUUUGUACAUUGCAUUGCUCUUCUACCCCAAUUAGAUAUCAUUAUUCUUUCAAGAAUUACAAUUAAAGCUAUUAUAAUGCCACAUAUAAGUAUCUACAUGAACACAAGUCUCAUUGCUCUGAAAGAAAAGAAAACAGUGAGAUAAUAGAUGUAUGGGUUUACAUUUUGUUUAUGUUUGAUUUUAUAAGAAGCCAGGAAACAUGGGGCUAGUGAGAUGGGCUCAGCAGUUAAGAGCACUUGUUGCUCUUGAGGAGGACCUGGGUGGGGUUAGUUCUCAGUCCCCACACAGUGAGCCACCACCAUCCAUAACUCCAGCCCCAGGGGAUCCAGUGCUGUCUUCUGACCUCUGAAGACUUCUGACUUCUAUACCACUAGGCACGCAUGUGGUACACAUAUGUGCAUGCAGGCAAAAACAGUCAUAGAUACAAAAUAAAGAAAAAUAAAAGUUUGUUUAAAGAUAGGCUCACAUAUUAGAGAUGUGAAUUCCAAUGGUAGAAUUUUACCUAAGAACAGUCACAUUAGUCUAUCUAUAACUGUGGGAAGUUACAUUGCUGUACUUAAUUCCUUGGCAGUAAGCAUCAGACUUACUUUUACUGUGUAAUGGUACUUCUAGCAACUAAGAUUUUAUAUGCCUUAUAAGGUCACUUAGGUUUUCAAAUGAGAAGGAGAAGAGUCAAGCUAAACUGGGACAAUAGGUCAUACCUGAUGAACUGUCUUCACCAGAGAAGAAGCUCUGGGCUGGUGUGUAGCUCAGGACCCUUGCUUGGAUCCCUGGGCUUACUAAGAAGAAAAGAGAAGUUUUUAAUCUAACUAGGAUAAUGAGAGUUGUUUACUGGUCAUCAGAAAUUGGGGACUGUUUUAAAUAAGUUCUGACCUGAAAUUGAAUUUUCCUUUUCUCAAAGUCCUUUAUAUUUACUCUUAUUCAUGGUCUCAUCUGGGAAUCUUUAAUAGGGAACCAUUCACUACCUCCCUGGUUUCUUUCCUGCAUCGAGAUUUCUGGUGGUGUGGUGUGUGUCACCAGAAUGAAUUUCAGGCUAAUGACAUUAGAAUAUUUAUAUUCAGAUAGAAAUCUUAUUUUCAACAGAAUGAGUUUAUGGUUCUCAAUGAAAAAUAUCAAAUACUAAGUGAUAGGACUCAAAAUACAAAUAAGUAGGCUCAUGAAACUAAUCUCAUGCUCUAAGCUGGGUUGACGCUCUGCCUGCCUCUAGAAUCCCCACGUUACCAGCUAAUUAGAGAAAGUGUGGUGGAACCGCCAGCCUCAGACCUCAGAAGCGAGUGCUGUCUGAUCCUGACGUGCUGUAGACUUUGGAGGCUUCUGUCCAAGUUUUGGCAUGAAUAUUUUAGACACAAGCUUUUCACUCCUGAGAAUUAUUUUUCCAGACAAUUUUUCUGUUGGUUAUUAAGAAAUUCUUUUUUUUUCCUUCUCUUUAUUAUGAAAGUUGUCUUUACAGUAAGUGUUGUUGUUCUGUGUAAACUUCAGGAGUAUUUGUGGGUUUUGCAUGUUUUGUAUGAGUUUAGUUUAAACAAUGCAUUUAAAAUCAUCUGGGAUGUCCAAUUCUGGUGUGUCUAUACAUGUUUGUGUUUUAAACAUGUCUCAUGUGUUUCCAAACCUCACUUUGUAUCUUACUUGAUAAUUGAAGUUGAUUUGGGCUAUUUGCUUUACAAGUGUUUUUUUCAAGCAGUUCUUACCACAGUGUUUAGAUAUUUCCUGGGCUGUUUAUAUGCUCAGUUUGCCCUGGACAAAGUGGUGGUCUUACUAAGAUUUGAAUCCUUAAUACAAAACGGGUUCCAUGUUUAAUCUAUAGUUCAGCUUGUUGCUGAAUCCAAGAUAUUGGUAGACAGAGCUAAUUCUUGGGAUGUGUUCCUGACCGGUGCCCUCUAGUAUUCAUGUGAGUUUCCAGGUUUCUGGCCAUCAAUCCCACAGUGCUAGGAAAUCAUUUACUGUUACACUUCUCCAAAUUGGAUUGAAGGCUAUGAGAAGAGCAAGGUGGGGAAAUCAUGCCCAUCCACUGCAGUUUUUGUUCAAGAUGCAGGAAAGACCCUCUCAAAUAUCUAGUGAUUAUAAAGGUGCUAGCGGGAGCCUGAAUCCAAAGGAACACGCAGAGGCAGGAGAGCUAGGACUCCUGGCUAAGACUUCCUGGACCCCACUGUACCUAGGGUACAUUAGACACCUCCCUAUUAUGUUUCCAUGAACACACGUAGGCUACUAUAGGCAAGUGCUUUCUGAAGUGAGGUUCUCUCUGUUGAAGAUUUAUUUCCUGGUUUGGGCUGUACCAAAUUGUGAAUACUCGCUGUGUUGUACCCAGUUGCUUUAUAUUACUACUGCAACUUGUAUUGGGGUGGGUGGGUGGGGCAGCAGGGUUGGGGAGGGAGGGGAUCGGAAUGAAGUCUUUUGAAGACAUCAGCUCACUGUGCUGAGAGAGGGACCAAACUCAAGGAAACCUCUGAUCUAUAAAUUCAACUGCUGCAUUUUUUUAUAAAUACAUGUAAAUGUCCUGUUGUAAUAUUUGAUCUUGGAAAAUAAAACAAAAACUUUUCAGUA